Naegleria gruberi is the source of this 2022-nucleotide messenger RNA. RefSeq lists its product as uncharacterized. NCBI's taxonomy places the organism in Eukaryota, Heterolobosea, Eutetramitea, Acrasida, Naegleriidae. The record is from RefSeq and is a predicted model, not a curated record. The transcript has a single exon. Gene Ontology annotation, molecular function: protein heterodimerization activity. Bases 1 to 2022 code for a protein of 673 amino acids.
AUGUCGCUAUUCCUCACGCACUGUUUCCCUCAUGCUAGCUCAUGCACCGAUCACUAUGAAUCCGAUUCGGAAUAUGAAUGUCGUGACGAUCUAUUCGAUUUAAACAGAUUCACACAACCAAUUCACGUCGGAUUGGAUUUAACAAUCGAAGGUUCAAGAAAAUUAGGACACUACCUAUUGAUCAUCAUGUGGAGGUUAAUAUUAAAAAGUCCCAUGUUAUUCCGAGUGAGAGAUGAAGCGAAAGAACAAGUCAAAUUGUUGGAGAAAUUUUGUUGCCAGAGACACGAAGAGUUUGCUAGGGAGGUUUGUUGUUCGAAUCAUCAUUUGUUUGAAGAUUCGAGUGUGGAAGUGUUUGAUGAUAUGCAGGUGUGGGCUUCCAUGAGAGAAAGUGAAGAAAAUGAGACACGGGAAUACGAAGGAGAAAAGAGAAUUAAAUUAGAUGCUGAAUCCCUGUCAAAAGUUUAUACACUUUCGAAUUAUUUUGCUACUAUUGUUAAAAAAUACAUAUUUGGAGAGUUGGCGAAACAUGGCACUGCAGAGAUUUACAAAUUUAUCACAAAGCAAAAUAAGAUUGCACUUACAUUUAAAAUUGAGGAGCUCAGAGAUAUGGUAUUGAAAUAUUUCGAAUAUACUCCUUCAAUGCUUCCAUUGGAAGAUCAGGAUGUUAAAUUAUAUUUUAUUGGAAUGACAGCCUUACUGGAAUAUUUGGCAGCUGAAAUGAUUGAAUUGGGUGGAAAUGCCGCUAGAGAUGCCCGUCAGGAAUAUAUUACACCUUCUUGUUUUGAAAUAGCCACUUCAGGAGAUGCAGAAUUGGAAAGGACGGUACUAUUUCACAUGAACCAUUUGCCUCUCGUUGAUUUCAAUUAUUUUUAUGGAGCCAAUCAAACAGUAUUACCUCCUAUUGAUGUGAAUGAGAAAGCCAAUAGUGGAGAGGAAUUUAAUUUUACUCAACUACCAACUGAAUUACAUAACACCAUACUCAAAAAUGUUUCUUCGUUGGAAGAACUUUUGGAAAUGAGAUUGGUUUGCAAACAAUGGAACUAUUUCAUCAUGAAUGAUAAUGAUAUUUGGAAGAGUUUAAUUUGUAACAAUACGAUUUCAGAAGAUUUAUUCAGGUUCUGUGAUUCAACUUUUACUGUUGGUGAGUUGGAAACUAUUUUGAGUAGAGGAAAAGAUCUAAAACCUCUCCAUUUUGGCCAACAAGUAAUUAAUCAUUUCUAUGAGAAGAAUGAUUGGAAGUCCCUAUACUUUAUUCUCGUACGAAGACAUUUGACAUUUAUACGUGAUUUGGAUUUGAUGAAAUCAAGAGAAUUUUUCGAUGAAUAUUUCAAUUACGAUUCUUCUGUAGAAUCAUAUGACAACUCGAAAAAGAAACUGCAAAUUGGAAUUACAAAGGGUGUAUUUGCGAAUUUCAACUUUACAAAACACCUAUCAUCACGUGUUUCGUCUAAGGUUUACAUUCCUAAAGAUGCUCUUUCAGAAUUUUUGAAAUUUGGAAAUAAUUAUUCACUAGUUGGUGUGAUUGACUUUUCAAAAUUCUCCUCCUUCAUUUCAUGUCGUUUGUUCCCAAAAAAUGGAUUAUUAUAUUGCUUUUAUCACAAAAUCAAUCAAGCAGAUUUUCUAUUCUUUGAGAAUUAUUCUCUUGAAUCUGAACAAUUAAUUGAAUUUGAAAUCAAAGACAAAAGCUUUGAAUUUCCUCAACCAAUUAAUCCAUACCAAGUCUACCAUGAACAAAUUAUUGUCAAUCAACCUUCAUGUUGUCCACUCUUUUACUUGCAGCAAGCACAAGGUCAUCGUUCAGGUUGCAAUCUAGCCCCAAGCGUUCUAUUUAACAAUAAUGAAGACAAACCUGAAACAAUGAUUCAAUCCUACCUCAGAGAGGAUGACGAGGAUAAUAUAGUACUGCUAUCAGACACCUUGGAGGAAUCAGAAGAUACUUUUUCUAUUUACAUUUCAAGAGAGGAUUUAAUCUUAAGAAAGUUUGAGAAUGCAAAAAUUGAAUAUGUGAAACCAAACUACUAG